This is a messenger RNA of Rotaria sp. Silwood1, 1317 nucleotides long. The record is from the annotation of a GenBank genome assembly. Lineage: Eukaryota; Metazoa; Rotifera; Eurotatoria; Philodinida; Philodinidae.
AUGGAUUAUAGUAGUUUUACCAAAAAAAAUUAUGUUUUUCGCUUUGCUGAUGUGGGUACAUUAUCAACACGUAUGUUGGCACCAAUCGAGGGCUAUGAGAGAGUACCACUUGUAACGCUUGAGGAAGCUGUGAAACCUCUUAUCGAUAUUGUACCUAAAGUGGAACGAAAUGUAUUCAUAGUCAAACAAAACUGUCAAGAACCAGAAGAUGGUUUAACAACUGACGAAUCGGCUUCAAUUAUGCUUUAUACUGAAGAUGAUAUACUUUUAUUACCCGCCAGACAAUUUCAAGUCACAUCUUGUCUCGAUUCUGGCAACGGACUACACAUAGUACAACUCACAGAACUGAAGCCACCAUUCGAUCUUCUUGAACCAGUUCCCCUGUCAAGUCCAUCAGUUAAACUGAUUUCCAAUAUACCAGUGAAUGCCCGAUGGACACAGAACGGUGUUACUGUUGUCGGAGGCUUCGGAUAUGGCAAUGCCAUCCAUCAACUCGACUGCCCUUCCGGUCUCUUCAUUGAUGAUGAUCAAAGAAUAAUUAUCGCUGACUGUGGCAAUCAUCGUAUAAUCCAAUGGAGAAUUGGUAAUGCAAAUGGACAAGUGAUUGCAGGUGGCUGUGGUUCAGGAAAUCGAUUAGAUCAAUUGCAUGGUCCAACCGAUGUGUUAAUUGACAAAGAGACGAAUAGUCUCAUCAUCUGUGAUCGUGAGAAUCGACGAGUCGUUCGAUGGUCUCGGCGAGGUGGCAUAACUCAGGAAGAUAUCCUCCUUGACAAAAUUGAUGGUUAUGGGAUCGCCAUGGAUGACCGGAGAUAUCUCUACAUCUCCGACACUCGAGACGAUGAAGUAAGACGAUAUAAAAUAGGAGAAAAGCAUGGAACUGUUGUGGCUGGUGGCCAUGGCAAAGGUGAUGGUCUUAAUCAACUCAAUUGGCCGACCUACAUCUUUGUCGAUCGUCAACAGGCUGUAUACGUGUCAGACCAAAACAAUCAUCGUGUAAUGAAAUGGAACAAAGGUGCAAGGGAAGGUAUUGUCGUCGCUGGAGGUCAAGGAAAAGGAAAUGCUCUAAAACAAUUGUGGCAUCCUGAAGGAUUAUUCGUCGAUACAUUAGAUACCGUCUACGUGGGUGAUUCGUUGAAUCAUCGAGUGAUAUGUUGGCCUAGAGGAGCGAAACAUGGCACUGUUAUUGUGGGAGGAAAUGGUUGUGGAGAAAGAGCAAAUCAGUUCAACUGUGUCGGCAGUUUGUCCUUUGAUCGAUAUGGCCAUCUUUAUGUUGUCGAUUAUCAUAAUAAUCGUGUUCAACGUUUUUCUAUCGAAUAG